AUGGACAAACCCUCGAAGCGGCGCUCGCUGGCUCACACGCGAUCGCUUCGCAUCGAGUACCUCGCGAAAGAGCAUCACAACACCUACCUCGAGGUCAUGUCCAAGCGCGGUCAAUGGGAGCGCCAUGGAUUAGGCGGGGAGGCACUGCUGGAGAGCCUGUUUGAACAGUGCCGCGAGGAAAGGGAGGAGCUCGACCAGGCCUUGGCCAACAUGCUCCACAUCGGAGGGUCUAUCAACCUAUUUCCCAAACUCGAACCGGUCGCCGUCGGUUCGGUGUACGAAGACAAAUCGGGAGUUUGGGCAGCGCUGGAAACCGCCGAGGAGAGCACCGCCCAUGGCCCCAUGCCACCCUGGAGACAAUCCUGCCUGAGCUUCGACUCUUUUGUGCACACGCACAGGCUCAAGCACGUCUGCGUCCGAAACCCCUCGGGUCCGUUGACGUUCGACCGGACGGACUACGCGGGCGGGUGGUCCAACCAACCCCCUCCGUACCUCCGCACGGUGCACUUCAACGAAACGGAUACAUCAAUCCCCCUGUCGUACGGGCUGCCGACCAGGUGGAUAUCCGACAUCAGGUCGGACGAUCCCUGGGUCGAAUCCAUACCACUUCCAUACGCCAAACUCAUGUUUGCGGGGGGCUUGCUCGGCGCCCCAGCGAGAUCAAUCGACGAGGUCGGACCGGAGCUGUCGGAGCUGGAGCAGCAGACCAUAUCGACCAGUAUGGGGCAGCAGCUCCAGCGGCUGUUGCGCAUAAAGAGCAAGAGCAAGGGCAAGGGCGAACCAAAAGUCAACUGGUACCCCGCGUCGGCCAUUCCGAUCUGCUCAGCGUGCGAAUCGGGUCGGCCUGCAUGA
Messenger RNA from Dioszegia hungarica, 852 nucleotides. RefSeq lists its product as uncharacterized. The coding region runs from base 1 to 852 and encodes 283 amino acids. The record is from RefSeq and is a predicted model, not a curated record. The transcript is spliced from 2 exons. NCBI's taxonomy places the organism in Eukaryota, Fungi, Basidiomycota, Tremellomycetes, Tremellales, Bulleribasidiaceae.